AUGAGAAGAUUGCGAACGAGAAGUGUGGAAAAUGACCAGCAGAAUGGAGAAAUUAAUGGAGGCGUAUACGUUGCUCUCAUUUCGGGGCCAAUUAUGCAGCCAAAUAUUCGACAAAAUGGCAUUCCAAACUUACUUCGAAAUGCGAAUGCAAAUGCAGAAGCCAUUUUAGGGGCAAACGCUAUUCCAAAUGUAGCUCCAAAUGUAGAUCAAAAUCUAUUUCCGACUACUCGACCAAGCGUUUGUCCAAUUCUAGAAAAAAAUACCAAUUCCAUUGCUGCAUCAAACAAUGGCUUAGAUGGAACUUCGACCGAUGGUGCAGGUCCAUAUGCUGGAUCGAAUGCAGCUGUGGUCGUAGAACUAAACACUACUUCAAACUCCUUUCCAAAUGUUUAUCCGAAUCUAUGGCCGCAAGCCGGCUCAAUUGUAGAAUUGAAUGCAGCUCUGAUUGUUGGACAAAACGCUGAUCUAAGUGCAGGCUCAAAUGGCGGACUGAAUGCUCAGACUUUUCGACCAAACGCAGAACGAAAGCCUCGGGAUAUUAUAGCAGACCAUUAUUUUACAGAAACUGCCAUUUAA
Molecule: messenger RNA, 576 nt
Organism: Rhagoletis pomonella (apple maggot)
Lineage: Eukaryota; Metazoa; Arthropoda; Insecta; Diptera; Tephritidae
Product: circumsporozoite protein-like
Exons: 1
Coding region: 1-576 (191 amino acids)
Source: RefSeq, a predicted model, not a curated record